AUGGUGCAGGUCUUUCCAAACAAGAUCGUCAUCAUGAGCGCACGUGAGAAUAACACCCAACAGCGAGUGGAGCACGAGGUGAGGGAGGAGCGCGCCAGGGAACAGCCAGUGGCGAAGUGGAGACGGGACUCCGAUUCCGUUCUCCAGCUUCUGGCGUCCCCCCUAGUGUCGCGAUCCCCGUCACCGGAGCAGCCGCCGCAGCCGCCGCUGUCGGCACCGCAGUCGCCACCAGCAGCGCAGCCGCCGUCGGUAACGCAGCCGCCGCUACCACCACCACGUUCGCCGACGCCACCACCACCGCCGCCACCACGAUCGCCGUCACCGCUGCCACACUCACCAUCACCACCACCAUGGUCGCCGCCGAGGCAGCAGGAGUGGCACCUGCCACAAGCGCAGGUCGCGCAAGCGCUGCGAACCAUCGUGGUGGAGGGGCGGCGGUGUCAUCAGCAGACGGUCACGUGGACGUGGCCCGCGCCCGAGGUGGCAGCAGAGGAGGCCAGGAUGCGAGAGGCCAUCGAAGCCAUCGAGUGGCGGCGCCCACCGCCGUUGAACCCGGGCCAUCCGAGGGCCAAGUCGGCGAAACGCGACGCGGAGACGGCCGAUCGCGCGGGGCUGGAGGUGACGACCGAGAAGGAACGCGAGGCCCAAGAGGGGCUGGAGGGGCCAUGGGAGUGGCCAACACCGCCGGAGACGUCGCGGGACACGGCGCCACCCCCCGAAGCUGGCGCGGCAGACUUCGUGCCCGGAGUCGCGAGCCCCACCGGCGAGGCCGACGCUGCGGAGACAGCAGUCGAAGGGCGCGGAACCGUGGGCGGAGGUUCCGGAGGCGGAGUGGCCGGCGCGGGUGGCCGAAGAAGCGCAAAGACAGCGAGGGAGGCAGAGGAAGGCCAGGUGGGCCAAGCUCGUGCUGGAGGAGGGACAGCGCUACCGAGUCAAGGUAGCAGGGGGCCGGGUGCGGGUGUUUAA
This is a messenger RNA of Drosophila elegans, 966 nucleotides long. RefSeq names its product formin-like protein 5. The record is from RefSeq and is a predicted model, not a curated record. Bases 1 to 966 code for a protein of 321 amino acids. NCBI's taxonomy places the organism in Eukaryota, Metazoa, Arthropoda, Insecta, Diptera, Drosophilidae. The transcript has 2 exons.